Molecule: messenger RNA, 915 nt
Organism: Sardina pilchardus (European sardine)
Lineage: Eukaryota; Metazoa; Chordata; Actinopteri; Clupeiformes; Clupeidae
Product: integumentary mucin C.1-like
Exons: 2
Source: RefSeq, a predicted model, not a curated record
AUGAGGCAACAACAAGCACAAUUGAACCGACAACUACAACUGAGCACAAUUGAACCAGCAACUACAACUGAGGCAACAACAACCACAAUUGAACCAACUACAACUACUGAACCAACAACCACAAUUGAACCAACUACAACUACUGAACAAACAACAACAACUGAACCAGCAACAACCACAAAUGAGGCAACAACAAGCACAAUUGAACCGACAACUACAACUGAGGUAACAACAACCACAAUUGAACCAACAACAACUACAAUUGAGGCAACUACUUCAACCACAAAUGAGCCAACAACUACAACUGAGGCAACAACAACCACAAUUGAACCAACAACAACUACUGAACCAGCAACAACCACAAAUGAGGCAACAACAAGCACAAUUGAACCGACAACUACAACUGAGGUAACAACAACCACAAUUGAACCAACAACAACUACAAUUGAGGCACCUACUUCAACCAGAAAUGAACCAACCACAACCACCUUUGAACAAACAACAAGCACAACUGAACCAACAACCACAAUUGAACCAACAACAACUACCAUUGAAGCAACUACUUCAACCACACAUGAACCAACCACAACCACAUUUGAACCAACAACAACCACAAAUGAGGCAACAACAAGCACAAUUGAACCAACAACUACAACUGAGGCAACAACUACAACAAUUGAACCAGCAAUAACCACAAAUGUGGCAACAACAAGUACAACUGAACCAACAACAUCUACCUUUGAGGCAACUUCUUCAACCACAAAUGAGCCAACAACUACAACUGAGGCAACAACGACCACAAUUGAACCAACAACUACUGAACCAGCAACAACCACAAAUGAGGCAACGACAACCACAAAUGAGGCAACAACAAGCACAAUUGAACCGACAACUACAACUGAGGAAACAACAACC